AUUUAGAACUGAAACUUAGCAUUCGCCGGCGAAAACUAUCACACAGUUAUGUCAAUGUCGGAACCAAGGAAGCUGAGAGGCCACAAAGCGACUGCCACGUGUUGUAUCUCUUCCCGUGACCGUCCGGGACUUGUUGUCACUUCCGGCGAGGAUGGUUGCGUUUGCUGGUUUGAUUUGCGAUGUAAAGAUGUCCAAUUCACCAUUGAUGUUGGGACAGAACCUGUUUCAUCUCUUUGUUUCAAGACAGGUAACGAGAACAUUCUCUAUGCUUCUCAUGGAAAUGAAAUCAAGUCUUUUGAUGUUCAUAUGCUAAGUGCUGGUUCCUGGAAGUCAUUAGAGAGUUAUAGUUACAACAAAGAUGAAGUAAACCAGGUUGUAUGCAAUGGAAAAUCAUCUUUUCUUGCUUCUGCAGAUGAUUCUGGUGAUGUCAAGAUUAUCGACAUUGGUCAGAAGUGUCUUUAUAAAACCCUUAGAGCUGGUCACACAAGCAUAUGCAGUUCUGUGCAGUUCAUUCCAUGGAGACCUUGGGAAGUUAUUACUGGUGGACUUGAUUCAAAGCUUGUUUUGUGGGAUUUCUCAAAAGGUCGCUCGCAAAAGAUUAUAGACUUCAGCUCUGAUACUCAUAGUAACUCAGGACAAUGUUUGAACCCUGCGUUUGUUCACUCGAUAGCAGUUCCGGAAAUGGACAUGGUUGAUAAGUUGGACAAGAUAUGCGCUGUUGCUAGAGGUGAUGGGAUUGUGGAUUUGAUCAAUAUCGAAUCUGAGCUUUCGCGAAAAGGAACAUCGAAAGGAAGCAGCAGCAGUAGUAGCAACAAUAACAAUGUGGUGAAAAGGGUUCGUUUAGAUUACUCUGUUGGUGGACACAAAGCUGCUGUUUCUUGUGUAGCGUUUUCUCAGUUUCAGGAAAAGGGUAGAUUCUUGAUCUCAGGUGGUAAUGAUAAGACUGUUAAAAUUUGGGAUUGCGUUAGGUGUCUUGAUUCAGACAGCAACAACAAUAAUAACAGAGAGUUUCUCCAUUUGAAUAUUGACCUGAACAAGAAGGUGAAUUGGCUAUGCAGUAAUCAGUCUGAUUCUGAGAAUCUUGUGGUCUGUGAUACAACAAGAGUAGUUAAGGUUUACUCAAUCUCUUGAGUCUUGACUUUAGAGUGCAUUUACUCUUUAUCUUAUUGUUCCACCUGGUUACUAGGCUUUAUGGACCUAUGAAUAGACUCAUGUUAUUGCACAUUGUUUAUUAGUAGACUCUUUUUUCAAGUGGUUGCUUGAUCCACAAGUUAGUUAUUUG
Molecule: messenger RNA, 1282 nt
Organism: Eruca vesicaria subsp. sativa (arugula)
Lineage: Eukaryota; Viridiplantae; Streptophyta; Magnoliopsida; Brassicales; Brassicaceae
Source: the annotation of a GenBank genome assembly